GUAGAAUGCUCAGAGCCGGCUUGCCAGCAAGAUGCCUACCCAGACUAGCUCGACGUGCCCAGGACCAGAUCGUGGAGCCUAGCUCCGUACGUAUUGUCGACAUCCAUGCCAUCGUCAUCGUAAGGAUUUCCCCCUCUAAUAGUCAGGAUAUGGUAGCUAUAGCAAUUAUCCCAUCCCGUGUGCACAGUCGUUUGGGCGCCAGCAAAAUCGGCCCGUCAAACGAGUUUGGCCAUAUCAGACUGGCUAUACCAACCAUGAGUACGCUAACUACCUUGCUACUAGAGUAGUCAAACGAGAAUCUCCAACCGGCUGUCUUGGCUGGCUCUCAAGCUCGUUUGCAGUCUUCUUGAGAAGAAGCGCUAUACUCUUUGUCCCGAAAUGACACCUACAAUACCGAGCAGGUAUGUACGGGCCUAUACAACAGGUUCCUGGCAACUUUCAGGUAGGGUGGAUUGUGUUCUUCAGCAUUGGAAACCUACCCAAGACAACUGGGGUAGGCCAGGUACGUAAGCAGGGAUUAAGCUUUGACAAGGAAGCCAGCCCAGUUU
Messenger RNA from Lasiosphaeria miniovina, 548 nucleotides. RefSeq lists its product as uncharacterized. The transcript has a single exon. NCBI's taxonomy places the organism in Eukaryota, Fungi, Ascomycota, Sordariomycetes, Sordariales, Lasiosphaeriaceae. The record is from RefSeq and is a predicted model, not a curated record. The annotation marks the transcript as partial.